Tetrahymena thermophila SB210 is the source of this 2328-nucleotide messenger RNA. RefSeq lists its product as hypothetical. The transcript has a single exon. Lineage: Eukaryota; Ciliophora; Oligohymenophorea; Hymenostomatida; Tetrahymenidae. The record is from RefSeq and is a predicted model, not a curated record.
AAAAUAAAAAAAGAAAAUUAAAGUUAAGAAAAGAGGCAAAAAGUAUUAUACUAAAUUCUAUACAUCAUAAUCUAAAGACCGAUACAAUAAUCUAAAAAAUAGCAAACAAAACACAUGAGCUUCUAUCCUAUUAACUAAAAUCAAAUUUUGUAGAACACACCACAAAGUAACAUGUUCUAAUAAACUACUCCUCUAUUAUAUUUGCAUCAACCUUAAUGCAUUAUCAUUUACUCAACACCAUUUAUUCAAGGAAACUCAAUAGAUAAUAAUAAUAAUAUAUAAUAAUUUACCAACAAUGUCAAUAAUCAUGUAAAUAUUUAUGAACAACCUUAAUAAAUCAUUUUAAAUAAUGAACUUCAUAGGAUGCACAAAUCUAAUGAAAUACUUACUAAUAGUUUCCAUUAUUAAUAAACUGGCUAAGACGCAACCCACUUUCUCCAUCAAUAAUAAUGCAUUUCUUAAUAACCAUGCUUAGACAUGUAGGGAAUCUAAGAAAUUUCAAAUACUUUUUCUUCUUUUGCUCAUCUCGAGAGCUAAUAAAGCACCACAUAUGAAAGGAAUUCAUUCUCAUGUUUAUAAUAAACACCACCAUCAUCUCUUAAAACCUAACCUAACUCUUAUAUUUCAAAUAAUAUAUUAUUGAAAGUAACUCCUCUUAGUAAUGUAAUUGAGUAAGAGAGCUAGGCAAUGCAAACUGAAGAAAUGAAAACCUUCUAAAAUACAAAAUUACAUGAAAUUGGAUAAAAUAACACAAAGCAAGAUUAGCAGUAUAUUUAUAAUCAAAUAAAGACUGAAUAGUCAGAUAUUUAAAAGAAAAAAAACAAACAAUCUCAAAAGCAAAUAAUAAAAAAUGAAACAAAAUCUAUAAAAAAUGAAAACUCUGUUAUUCAUUCUGAUACUUAAUAAAAGAUUUAUCUAAACAAAACUACAAGUCUAUCUGAUUCAUAAAAUGAUAAAUCAGGAUUAUCUGAAUUUGAUUAAAAAAACUUUAUUGAAUAACCUGUUGAAUAAAAAAAAUAGAACCUAAUUUAAUGCACCUAUAAGUUACUACCUGUAACUUAAAAUGAAUAACUAUAAGCAGAAUCAAAAAACUGUUGUGAAAAUGAGAAGUUUUUACAAGAAUAAAUUAAGUAAAAUAAUAAGUAAUAGAAUGAAAAAUAAUUGUUACAAAGUUAAUCAAUAGAUUAAUAAUUUAAUUUCAAUUCAAGUAAUAGUAAAAAAACUAAUAACUCCAACCUUUAAUAAUCGUAAAAUGAAAUUCUAAAUAAAAUUAUGAAUGGUAAAUCUUAUUCUGAAGGCAAAAUACUUAAAAAAUUUUAACUAUCUGAUGCACUGUAAUUUGUAAAGCAAUGUGUUUUUAACUAAAAAAAAGAAAUUAUUUUUGAAUAAAAAAAUUUAAAUCCUUUCAAAUUAAGGCAAUCAAGUCUCAAAAAUGAUGAUAUUGUCUUUGCAUAGAUCAAAGAAUCUAGAAGAAAUAACCGCCUUAAUAACAAGGAUGACGAAUAACUUAAAUUCAAAGGUGAAGGUAGUUUUUAGGAUCCAGAAUUAAUUAGUGAUGAAGAUGAUGAUUCAUCCAUGAAUAAGUAAUCUUCCUUAUAAAGGUAAAAACCUAUAAAUGGUAAAACACGUAAAGCAACCUCUAAAUUUCAUAAUUUGAAAAAGCUCUUUAUGUAUAAAUUAAUAGCUACUUUUAAUAUGAGUAAUAUGAUCGAUAUUGGCGUGCCCAUCUAGGUAAGAGAAACCAUCCUCAAAUUAAUGGUCAAAUUUAAGUUGUCUGCCAAAAAAUCUGAAGAAUUUAACAGAAAAACAGAAUUUUUCUCACAAGCUCAUUAUAAUGCUUUGUUUUUACAUCUAACACCAAAAACAAUUACUGCUUUAUCUCAAAAUAAAUUUGAAGUGUACUUACACAAGCUUAUAUUUCAAAUCGAUCUCGAAAAAAUUUCUCAUUACAUUAACAAUCCUUAAUAAUAAUAAGAAUUAAAUAAUAAUAACGCUUGCUAAUCUACACAAAUUGAAAUAGAAACUGAUCAAUUUAAUGAUUGUUUUAGAAAUCACAACGUAUGCUGCUAUGAAGAAAGAAUAUAAUAUAUUAACAUUCUAAAACGCUAUUGCUAUUAAAUCGUUAAAAACUCCAAUAUGUUUGGCAUCAAUGAUUAACCUGAAAACAAAUUAAAUCAAGGCAAUGAAGUCUGUUUUGAUGAAUAGUUACAAAUAUAAAACUAAGACAAGUAACUUAAUGAGCAGGAAAAUAUGCGUAUGGCAUAUACUUUCCGCGCUUUACAAGGCAUAUCUAAUUUAAAUAAAGGUUUAUUUGUUAAGAAAUUUUGA